AUGGAUUAAAACGUUGUAAGUUCUUUAGUUUGGGUUAAGAGAGGUUUUGCUAAGGCAAACCCUAUUGAAUUCGAAAUGAAUGAAUAAGAUGUUAAUGAAAUGAAAAAAGAUCCUUUGGUCAAAAAGAACGCUAAUAGGGAAUUAGGUAAGGAAAUUGAGGAUGAAAAUGAGUUUGAAGAUGUUGAUGAUGACGAUGAAGAAGAAAACUUGCCAGUAUUUGCUUAAGAAAUUGAAAUGCUUAAAAACGAAAACAUGGUCGACCAAGAUGGUAAUCCUCUAGGCUUUGAUGAAAUGUCUGAAGAAGAAAAAGAAGAUUUUUAAAUUAAGCCAAACGAUGCACUUAUUGUAGCUGCUAAAAUUGAAAAGGAAUUUUCAAGCUUAGAAGUUUAUGUUUAUGAAGAAGACAGAAACAACUUGUUUGUUCAUCACGAAAUUUAAUUGUCUGCUUUCCCUCUUUGCCUUGAAUGGUUGAGAGUUGAUCCUUCCUCAUUUGAUGCUUCAGUUUAAAAACCUGGAAAUUUUGCAAUCGUUGGAUCUUUCUUACCUGAAAUUGAAGUAUGGAAUCUCGAUGUUUUAAAUAUUAUUGAACCUACUUUUACUCUUGGUGGUGAAGUUUAAUAAAAUUCCAAGAAAGUUAAGAAGUUUAAAAAGCCUAAAUAACAAUUGAAGCCUGGCAGUCACGCAGAUGCAGUUUUAUCUCUUAACAUUAAUCCAUUCAGACAAAAUGUCUUAGCUUCAGGUUCUGCUGAUAAUACAGUUAAGAUUUGGGAUCUUGGCUAACAAAAGAACAUUUUUACAUACACUCAUCACACAAACAAAGUUCAAGUAGUUUCAUGGAAUAAACAAGAAGAAUCUAUUUUGUUAUCAGGAGGCUAUGACAGAAAAAUCUGCAUGUUCGAUGUCAAAAAUCCUUAAAAUAUAUUAAGUUGCAAAAUUUAAUCAGAUAUUGAAAGUGCCAUUUGGGAUCCUACUAAUUCUAAUUAAAUUAUUUUCUCAACUGAAGAUGGAUAUGUUUCUUGCAUUGAUGCUAGAAAGUUCAAUUUAGAUUACUUAUUCCACUUUUAGAGCCAUGAAAAAUCUACUACUAGUGUUAGUAUGAGUCCUAAAGUUGGAGGUAUGCUUGCCACCACUUCAAUUGAUCAUUCAGUUAAAAUUUGGGAUAUCACUCAAAUCACUAAUAAAAGACCUAAAUUAGUUUCAUAAAAAAAUCCUUCAGCAGGUAAAUUAUUCUGCGGAAGUUUCUAUGAAGAUUCUCCUUUCGUUUUUGGCUGUGGUAACUCCAAGGGUGAAAUUUUCAUUUGGGAUACUACUGAAGAUAAAAAUAUAGUUGAAUGCUUCGGAAGCAGAGUUGAAGCUAAAUACUAACCAAAUAUCAGUUUAUGUACUAAGGAUGGUGAAAAGAAUUACUUCACUAAAGAAGGAAGAGAUGAAGAUGAUGAUGAAGCAGACGAAAUGGAAUAAGAAAAUGAAGAUAUGGUUUGA
Tetrahymena thermophila SB210 is the source of this 1482-nucleotide messenger RNA. Its product is annotated as periodic tryptophan protein. Gene Ontology annotation, biological process: rRNA processing. NCBI's taxonomy places the organism in Eukaryota, Ciliophora, Oligohymenophorea, Hymenostomatida, Tetrahymenidae. Gene Ontology annotation, molecular function: protein binding. The transcript has 11 exons. Gene Ontology annotation, cellular component: nucleus. The record is from RefSeq and is a predicted model, not a curated record.